This is a messenger RNA of Haemorhous mexicanus (house finch), 2846 nucleotides long. It is a transcript of the gene CHST3, whose product is annotated as carbohydrate sulfotransferase 3. Lineage: Eukaryota; Metazoa; Chordata; Aves; Passeriformes; Fringillidae. Gene Ontology annotation, cellular component: Golgi membrane. The record is from RefSeq and is a predicted model, not a curated record. Gene Ontology annotation, molecular function: chondroitin 6-sulfotransferase activity; N-acetylglucosamine 6-O-sulfotransferase activity. Gene Ontology annotation, biological process: N-acetylglucosamine metabolic process; carbohydrate metabolic process. Bases 16 to 1800 code for a protein of 594 amino acids. The transcript is spliced from 3 exons.
UUCUGCCGGGCGGGGAUGCCAAGUCUCCUGGUUUUGCAUCCCACACUAAGCAGCUGCACCAUCAUUUGGGUGGGUUUUUUUUUUCUUCCCUUUUUUGGCAAAAACCUCCCCCCGGAGCAUUCUACUCCCCGAGGGGGACUGGCAGCAGCAGUGUUUUCCGGCCCGCCGUUGUUCCUAAAAACUCUCUGGGUUUCAUUUUCGAGGCUCAGCAGCUGCUGCUGCCAUGCUGGGGGAAGGCGGAAGCUGCUCAGCCCCACUCUGGGGUCCUACAGUGGAGCCUCCAAGCCUCCCCUUUCCAGAGGUUGGGAGCCACAAUGUGCCAAAGAUUCGGAUGAUCCAGAGGCUCCCUCACUGGCAGCAGCAGGCAGGACUGGCAAGGCCCUAGCCCAAGACACCUUCCCGGCGUGCAGGAGGGACCUGUGCGUGCUCCCCAUGGAGAUCCGACGCGCGUUGCCCCAGGAUAUCCGGGAGCUGCUGCACUGCUUGAAGAUGAAGAGCAAGUACGCCGUCCUGCUGGUCUUCGUCAUCAGCCUCAUCAUCAUCGAGAAGGAGAACAACUUCAUCUCCAGGGUGUCGGACAAGCUGAAGCAGUCCCCGCAAGCACUGGCAGAGGCCAACAGCACGGAGGUCAGCCCAGCACCGGCCAAGAACAGCUCGCUGGCCUCGCUGCAGGAGCUGGACGCUGCUUUCUCCCAGCUGAGGUCCCACCUGUACAACAUCACCCUGCAGCUGGCAGGUAACGGGGACCCCGGGCCACGGCGGCACGUCCUGCUGAUGGCCACCACCCGCACUGGCUCCUCCUUUGUCGGGGAGUUCUUCAACCAGCAGGGCAGCAUCUUCUACCUCUUUGAGCCCCUCUGGCACGUUGAGAAGACGGUGAACUUCCUGCCUGGGGGAGCCAGCGCGGUGGGCUCAGCUUUGGUUUACCGAGAUGUCCUCAAGCAGCUCCUCCUCUGCGACCUCUACAUCCUAGAGAACUUCAUCUCCCCGGUUCCCGAGGGCCACCUGACGCCCUUCUUGUUUCGGCGGGGCUCCAGCCACUCGCUGUGCGAGGAGCCCGUCUGCACGCCCAGCACCAAGAAGGUCUUUGAGAAGUACUACUGCAAGAACCGCCGCUGCGGCCCCCUCAACAUCACUCUGGCGGCCGAGGCGUGCCGGCGCAAGCAGCACGUGGCCCUGAAGACGGUGCGCAUCCGGCAGCUGGAGUUCCUGCAGCCGCUGGUGGAGGACCCCCGGCUGGACCUGCGCAUCAUCCAGCUGGUGCGGGACCCCCGCGCCGUCCUGGCCUCGCGCAUGGUGGCCUUCUCGGGCAAGUACGAGACCUGGAAGAAGUGGGCGUCCGAAGGGGAGGCUCCGCUGCGCGAGGAGGAGGUGCAGCGCCUGCGGGGCAACUGCGAGAGCAUCCGCGUGUCGGCGGAGCUGGGGCUGCGGCGGCCGGGCUGGCUGCGGGGCCGCUACAUGCUGGUGCGCUACGAGGACGUGGCGCGGGCGCCGCUGCAGAAGGCGCGGGAGAUGUUCCGCUUCGCCGGGCUGCCCCUCACCCGCCAGGUGGAGGAGUGGAUCGGCAAAAACACGCAGGCUCCCCCCGACGGCAACGGCGUCUACUCCACGUGCAAGAACUCCUCGGAGCAGUUCGACAAGUGGCGGUUCAGCAUGCCCUUCAAGCUGGCGCAGGUGGUGCAGGAUGCCUGCGGCCCAGCCAUGCGGCUCUUUGGCUACAAGCUGGCCAGCAGCCCCGCGGCGCUGGCCAACCGCUCCUUCAGCCUGCUGGAGGAGGCACAGCCCGCCUGGGUCACGUAGCGGCGCGGGGCCGCGGCGGCGGGGCGGAACGAGGGGCUGCGGCCGUGCUCCCGGCCGGUCCGGAGGCGACCUGGGGGUCCCUGCUCCCAAAAAUGCUCCUCGCUGCUGCCAGGUGGCAGCCCCAGGAGCCGGAGCAUCUUGGCAGAGCUGGCCCCAGGGUCCUGCAGAGCCUGAAUGACACAGCUUCUCCGGGAAUGGGGAAAUGGUAAAGGUGAGGGGCGGUGGGGUCGGCAACAGGGCCACCUCUCCAGCUCGGGAGCUGCACUGAGGAGGAGGAGGGUGAUGGCAAACAGAGGGGGACAGGACCAAGCGCCUCUGCCUUGCCACCCCCCAUGCCAGCUGGGACGGGGCAAGGACAAAAUCCCUGUGGUGCCAGCAAGCGCCUGGAGACCUUCUUGGUUUAGUGCCUUCAUACACCAGCAGAGACUGGAAAGUGCCCACAGAGCCCUGGACGGCACUUGGGCUACAACAAAAUGAGGUGACUAUGGUUUGGUGCUCUUCAAACUUGGUUUUGGAGGUUUGUGUUUAUUUCCUUUUUUCCCUGUGUAUUUGCAUACCAGGUGAAUUUAUUUAUUUAUUAUGUGAAAAGGAGGGGGAGGCUGGUCAAGGAGCUAAGCCCAAAAAUCAGAGCAGCACAACAAGCACAAAAGGAGACACCCAGAACAGAGGUCCCAUUUUAGCUGGAGACCACCACGUGUCCUUCUGUACGAUCUCGGGAGAGCCCCCGGGGACUGACGGGCUGUAACGGCCCCAGCCCCCGUGUGGCAGCGGCUGCGAACUUCUUAGGAGGUGCUGAAAGACGGUCAGACUUAUCUGAUUAAAAAUAAAGCCACCAGCACAAAGUCCAAAGCAUCUCCUGUCUCCUCAGCAUUUGUGGGUGUCCCCUGCCCAGGGGAACCCCAGAAAUAAGUGCUAACAGCACUCAUGGGUGGCCAAACCUGAUAGAGGCCCAGGGAGUUUCAGGGUUUUUGCCAUUUGCAGAUGUUGACCCAGUGCCAAGCUGCCCCCUCCGAUUCACAUUUCAUUAAUUAAAAUGCCUAUUUUUA